Molecule: messenger RNA, 1501 nt
Organism: Nannospalax galili (Upper Galilee mountains blind mole rat)
Lineage: Eukaryota; Metazoa; Chordata; Mammalia; Rodentia; Spalacidae
Gene: Sowahd
Product: sosondowah ankyrin repeat domain family member D
Exons: 1
Coding region: 4-990 (328 amino acids)
Molecular function (GO): protein binding
Source: RefSeq, a predicted model, not a curated record
ACCAUGGCCGAGCCGCAAGGAGCCGCGAACCAGGUGCCCCGCGCCGCCGUCCCGCCAACCCUGCUGAACGCACCGAGCGCCCUGCAGAUCCGGCCCUGGAGAACCGACAUCGGUAGCCUGGGCAGGUACAGGGGCCACACCGUCGCGGCUACAGCCACCCUCUCCCGGGAGCCGUUGUUCCAUAGCUCGCUGUCGCUGGCCGGGGCUAGCACUGCGCGCCGGCGGGAGGCGCUGCGGGAGCUACUGGGGCUGCAGGGGGCCGUUCCCGCUGGGUGGCGGUCGGACGAGCGCUUGGAGCAAUCUGAGGCUGGGCCCCGCCGCGCGAGCUCUCAGGGUGGCAGUCGAAUGUGCCUGGAGCCGCGGGAGCACGCGUGGAUGCUGGCGGCCGCCGAGGGCCGUUAUGAGGAGUUGUUGGAGAUGCUGGAGGCUGAGCCCGGGUUGCUGAUGCGGGCCGACCCGAUCACCGGCUACAACGCCCUGCACUGGCUGGCCAAGCACGGGCGCCACGAGGAGCUCAUUCUGUUGCAUGACUUCGCCAGGCGCCGCGGACUCCCAUUUGACGUGAGCGCCCCGGGCAGCGGCGGCCUGACGCCGCUCCACUUGGCGGCUCUACAGGGCCACGACAUGGUCAUUAAGGUGCUGGCAGGAGCCCUGGGGGCUGACCCCACACGUCGAGAUCACAGUGGUCACCGACCUUGUUACUACUUGCGGCCCAAUGCCUCCCAGAGCUUACGGGAGCUGUCCGGCGCAGAACAAUGGGAGAUAGAACGCGACAGCAAGCACGACAAUGCCAACGACAACAGCACCAACCCCUCCUCCGCAGGGCGGUUGCUGAGAAGCACCCCAAGUGUAGCGCGCAUCAGGUCCACUGGGACACACUGCAAAGAGGCCAAAGAGGCGGCUCUACCAGCCAAAGAGAAGAAUGGGUCAGGCAGUCAGACUAGCAAUGGCCGUCUGCGCCAUCUGUUCCCCUUCAUCCAGGACCGUUGAGGGGUGACAUGCACUACAGCGUUCAAGGGGGCCUCGACACGGAGACGAGGCGUCAUUCUUAGCUGUUCCUGGUCCCACUGAAGGAGGUACCCCUCCGAUGUAGCUUGGGCCUGCAUGGCAUAGACCCUGUCCUAGGUCUCUUGCAGCUAGCUAGUAUCUAGAGAGUAUGAGAGACAGCCAAGAACCAGGAUGGUCCUGGUGUCUAGUCCCAAAGGUACAGGGCUAAGGUGUUUGGAGCAGGGAACAUGGUCCUCCUUGGAAGAGAGAAAGUUAAGCUUCUAGUGACCGUUUCUGGGUAGGCUGAAGCAAUCGGUUUAUUAGAAAACACUAAAAGAAUAAGACCAUAAACUACUGAUGCAGAGCAAGUGCCUAAUAACUGUCUGCCUGGGUCUGCUUUUAACAAGUCUCCCUGUGCUGGUAGAGUUUAGCCCUUGACAACCUGCUCCCAAGACUAGCCAGACAUUACCAGUGGCCUGGCCUAAUGUCAAAUGGAUUAGUUCUUAAGUAUAUU